GCCGUGGCGUGGAGAAGGUUCGAAGAAGUCGCUCAUCUCAUCGUCGCUGUAGGUUUCUGUAAAACACGACGACAAAGGAUGCCACGGUUGUUCGACGUAGUAGUGGUCGCUUUGCUGCUGCCAAUCGCGUCUUCGGUGCUUGGAUACGUAUCGUAUUCCAAUCGCAAUGAAGCGAUACCCAAGUUAGAGAUGACGGUAUCGGAAGGGAAACCGUUAAAAAUGGGCGUUUUCAACUACGAGAACCUUCAAACCUACAUCCCCCGCUGGUACCACGAUGGUAGGUUGAUCACCGCGGACUACAAGCGGUGCAUUGCGAACUACGGCGAGCUGCGGUGUCCGUCGAUGACGCUCCAGGACAAGGGACUGUACGAGCUUUGGGGCACCAGUCGAACCAACGUCGGGCUUCGUCAACUGUUGUUCCACGCGAAUGUCGCGGUGGAAGAAGAGGAGGAGGAGGAGGAGGAGGAGGAGAGAGUGCAGAUGGCCGCCAUCGAGGAUCUGCCGUACGAGGAGCGGGACGAUUGCUUCUGCUCCGGUGUCACUGGUCGAUGCCGCACCGCCAACUAUCUCUACCGUGCUCGGCUAUCGUACAACAUGUCGAAGGCGGAAAUGGUAUACCAUAGGCUACCGAAUAGUACAGAUCCAUCGGAAAAAGUCAUCGAACCGUUUCUCUCCAUACCGGUUAGCUUCAUCGAGGGCAACCUGCUAACAUCGUACGGUGGAUACUUUUAUUUCCAGGUACCAGACGAGUGUUGGUCCGAUCGCACCAAACCGUGCAUGGUGCUGAUCGGUAAGAAUGACCUGACGGUGGGUUACUUCCUACCGGAAGACGCCACCUCCAAGCCUUUCUACGUUCCGAUUAAGGAAACGAGCUGGAAAGUGUUGCGCUCGGAGCGAUUACCGUACGGAUCGGUCGUCGAUCGGUUUGACUUCUUGUACUUGCUGAGUAAGGUGCGCGUGAUCUAUUUGGCGAACCACACUACCCGACGUGACUCACAGCUGGUAGUUGACGUCGCGUCCACGCAGGACACCGGACUGGGGUGGGUCGGUACGGUGGAGGAGUGCGACUGCCACGAGGGAUACCGGGGACUGUCGUGUGAAUCUUGCGACGAUGGUUACUACCGCUCGUACGAUACGAUCAGCAAAAAUGGGAUCUGUUUGCGGCUCGAGCAACUCUGGUAUAUGCACAAACGACAGCACAGGCUGACGUGAGGCUCUCUUACGCUGUAUUUUUUUGUGAAUAAUCGGUUGUUGUAGAUGUAGCAAAAAAAAAUAAA
Molecule: messenger RNA, 1277 nt
Organism: Anopheles darlingi
Lineage: Eukaryota; Metazoa; Arthropoda; Insecta; Diptera; Culicidae
Product: basement membrane-specific heparan sulfate proteoglycan core protein-like
Exons: 3
Coding region: 79-1212 (377 amino acids)
Source: RefSeq, a predicted model, not a curated record